Molecule: messenger RNA, 785 nt
Organism: Quercus lobata
Lineage: Eukaryota; Viridiplantae; Streptophyta; Magnoliopsida; Fagales; Fagaceae
Exons: 5
Coding region: 61-453 (130 amino acids)
Biological process (GO): regulation of transcription by RNA polymerase II
Cellular component (GO): nucleus; NuA4 histone acetyltransferase complex
Source: RefSeq, a predicted model, not a curated record
UUUUUCUCUGUUUGUGUGUGAAAUACAAAUAAUAAAAUAAAAUAAAAAAUUAAAAAAAAAAUGAAAGAAAUUGAGAGUGGAGGAGGGAAAGGAAGGGACGAAGAGCAAGACGGAAUGUCCGUACACUCUCCUUGCAAAGCUCCUCCUUCCUCUGCUUCUUCUCUCCCCAAGGAGCAAUCGCAGGUGGAAUUGGAGCUUAGGCUGUUGGAAGCUCUCGAAAUUUACCCACCUUUUAAAUUACAAGGGAUACAUCGUCACUUUGUCCUCUUUGGUUUGAUGGAAUUUCUUCGGAAAAGCUUUGAUCGACCGUUUUCUUCGGAUGAGGUCCUGCAGUUACUGGAUCGUUUCUACAACUUAGAAUUGCUGAAACCAGAUGAUGAAGAUGUGGAACUCCUGAAUCAUGAGGAAGAUUUUUGCUUGCCUCAAAGUUAUUUCAUCAAGGAAGAGUCGUAACUCACAAUUUUGGUAUAUAUACAUGUUUUGUUUAAACUUGUUUGUUCAGCCUCUGAUGUAUGAUGGCUGUAUCCGUUGCACCUAUUUCCUUUUUUUUCUUUUUUUUCUUUUUUGUGGUAGAUUGUACAGUGGCAGUUUUGUCUGUCUUUUAUCUUAAUCUAACUCAUAAUGGUUAGGUGCAAACUUGAUGAGCAAUCGAUGUUGCUUUAAAAUCUUCAAUAGGGUUAGCGUGUUGAUAUAGUUCUUGUAGUUGUCUCUUAUAUGGGUUUCCUCUCUGUCGAGUUGAAACUAUGAUUGAUGCAGAGCCAUGGCGAGUAGCCAAACUUUUGCAA